AGGACAAGCUGAGAUAAAAUAACUCACACUUUUGGAAAAGUACAUGUGGAAGUCUUUAAAUAACAUAGUGGCCUAUGAUACUGAGGAGCUUGAAUGCAUGUCGACUGCCAACUCUCCAUAGCCAAAGAUGGAAGACCAGUUUCCGUUUUUGAGAGGCGGCAUAGAAUUCAAUGGUGUGAAGGUACUGCCAUCAGAUCUCCAACACAGCGACAGGAGUUCGUCUUCCUCCUCUGUUCUCAGCUUCCUCAACCCAAGAACUCCACUGCCUUCAUCAUCCUCUGCAUCUGCUGCUGCUGCUGCUGCUGCUUCAGAGUCGCCAAACAUGGCCACCUUUCUCCUGCAGAAACAGAGACAUCAUGAAUCCGGCAUUGCAGGGUGCUUGCAGUGCUCGGUCUCUUGCAACAUGAUCGAGUUCUGCUCGACGCGGGGGCGGCGGCCGACGAAGCUGUUCCGAGGGGUGCGGCAGAGGCACUGGGGGAAGUGGGUGGCGGAGAUAAGGAUGCCGAGAAACCGGACGAGGGUGUGGCUGGGGACGUUCGAUACCGCCGAGGACGCCGCCAUGGCGUACGACAUGGCCGCCUACAAGCUCAGGGGCGACUCUGCCUAUCUCAACUUCCCCCACCUCAAGCACGACCUCCAUGAGCUUGGCUCUCCUCAUCUGCACUCUUCCGUUGCCUCCUUGUUGGAGGCAAAGCUCAAUGCCCUCUGCAACUCCUCUUCUUCCUCCUCCUCCUCCGGUAGCUGUAAGCAGAAGAAAGCUGGUAAGGAUGACAAGUCUGCGGUUGCUUCCAUCACCAGGACUCCACGCAAGGAGGGGUUGCAGUCAGAUCAGGGGAGAAGAGAGAUCUCACAGCAGGAGUUGAUCUCCCGAGGUGAUGCGGAAGGAGUUCUACUGAGCAGGAUGCCUUCUUUGGACAUGGACAUGAUAUGGGAUUCCCUCCCUAUGCCAGCAGCAGAAACUUGAAUCGUCAUCAUCUACUUCUUCUUCUUCAUUUAUACUUGCUCUGUAGAUCCGAAUCUCUCAUGUUAUUUGCUUGAGAUCCAUAUUUGAUUCAUAUGGAUUGAACAGAAAACAUUUGUUUGGUAUUCAACACUGUGAUCCGCA
This is a messenger RNA of Musa acuminata subsp. malaccensis (wild Malaysian banana), 1105 nucleotides long. Its product is annotated as ethylene-responsive transcription factor ERF062. NCBI's taxonomy places the organism in Eukaryota, Viridiplantae, Streptophyta, Magnoliopsida, Zingiberales, Musaceae. Gene Ontology annotation, molecular function: DNA-binding transcription factor activity; sequence-specific DNA binding. Gene Ontology annotation, biological process: regulation of DNA-templated transcription. Gene Ontology annotation, cellular component: nucleus. The record is from RefSeq and is a predicted model, not a curated record.